AAUGGAAGUAUGUCUUGUUCUGGCCGGAAAAAGUGAAAAAGACAUGCAGAUUUGCCUUGGCUAUGAGUAAUGGAAGCUGUUGCGCUAUAGGUUCCUAUUUGCUUAGUAGAAUGUCAUUGUCGAGGAAGUGAUUCUUGCUUCCUUUCUUAGACCUAGCUAGUGUAAGGCAGAGAGCUCUUCUGCAAAGUAAUUUGAUCUCGUUUCAGCCAUAGAAGAAUUAUGAUGUCCUUUUGGUUUUGCAAAUCAAUCAUUACACUAAGUUUUCCCCCCUUUCAUGAAAAUGCCAAUUCUAAAAUAGCAAGUUUCUUUUUGUGCAUUGAUUGUUGUAGAUAGUAUUGUAACAAUAUAGAUAGAAAUUAAUUUGGAGUGAACAAUUCAGGGAUGUGUUGGUUCCAAAGCCUAAACCUGGAAAGCAACCUGUAAGUCUCGGUUCCGUGGCCAGUUCUCGGUUCUACUUAAGAAUUGAGUUUGUUUUGUGAAAAGUAGCUUAUAAAUAUUCUCUACAUAUUUCCACAGCUCAUGACAUGUAGUUUGUUGGUAGUCUGAGUGGCUUCAUGCGGGGCAAUUGGUCAGGGUAAAAAUGAUAAUUUAGGGGCUAAAAAAGCUGGGGAAAGGCUACAUCCAGUACAGACAGGGUUCCAACUGAUUGUUCCUUUCAGUGAACCUACCUUAUCUUCUAUGGUUAAUGGGCGAGUCAGGGAGGUUGUACACCUCAUACUUGACUCGGGAUUGAAUCUCCAUGGUUGCAGCUUGCUUGCUUGGUUGGUUUUUGGGUAGAACUGGCGGAUCAUAGGAUCAAAUUGGGAACUGAACCAGCCAAAGUCAGUCUCGGAUUUUAUGUCCAUGAACCUACUUGGUUCAUCUGAUGACUGGCCAGCUUGGUUUAGUUCUCAAGUUAAAUCAAGACUGAUGCUCACCUGUAACAUUAGCAGUUCUAAAGGAAAAAAGCAGGGUUACCUUAGGGGAUGUUGUCUUUUAUGUCGAGUCUAGGCUCUUGAUGGUUUUCUAAGGCAGGUUUCUCAUCAUGGGGUUAGAAAACCGUUCUUGUAAAAAGACAGAGACACUCGUGUGGUCUUUGGGAAUGAUAAAUUUCUUAGAUCACAUAUAAGCUUUAAAUCAAAUGAACAUCUAAAGGCCAUUUUUGGAAGCAACGGUGAAGAAAAGUGAAUAGGAAUAUACCCUAAUAUUUAGAUUUUUCCUUCACUUCCACCGCCCAAAAAUUUUAAUUUCUUCUGAGUUUUUAACCAAAUAUACUCCUCCAUUUUCUCUCUUUUCCCAAACAAUCUAACUGCACAUGCCUGUAGUUGGUCAGGAACUUCUGAUCGGAUUAACGGUCAUACUGUCAAAGACUUUAACUGUGUAGAAAACCACUCUCAUCGUCUCAAGUGCACUCAAUUGAUGAGACAUCCGUUUGAGCUUGUAAAUGUAGAAUCUUCAUCGUCUAUCUAGAUCUGAAUCAACUUGGGAUGCACUCGAUUGUCCACUAGUGCCUGGAUCUGUAGCUUGUAGGAGGAAGAUGGAAAUGAAAGAUUCUUGGGAGGAGUAGAAUUUGUUACUGUUUCUUUAUUUUAUUUUUUUCAGUUUGCAGCAAACGAGGGCAUAUAAAACUCUACCUCCACGACCACGGAGUGUGGCAUUCGAGAUUGCACGAGUGGGGGGGUUUGGGUGAUUCUUCCAAGGAUUUGAAGUCAAACAUAUUCCUCCUUGAGAACUCCCAUAAAGCUCUUCAUCAAGAACAAGUAGCUAGGUUCUGCAGUUUUCGAGGAUAAUUGAACCCUUAUUUUCUCUCGAGAAAGAAGUCAUGCACGUUUCACACAGUCAUGUGGCUUUAGACAGGAAAAUCUAUGCAUACACCGGUAAAUAUGGUCGAGCACGUCAAGCCAAGAGCUGCAUUAAAUAUUCCUGUUGGACUCAGCCUUCUUAUAUGAGAGACAUGAUAUAGAAUAUGUUAUUGGUAGUUACACCACGCACCCGAGUGCCCAUACGAGUUAAGCACCUUGCUGUAUUUUUCCUGAUAUUGCUCCUCCUGCUGUCAGAAUGAAAGACCCUUAUUCCAACAGUGUGAUUCAAUGGUCCAACUCCAUGUUUUUGCCUCUUCACCCCCACUAUUCUCAGCCCUUUUCCACCUUCUCAUCAAGCAACUUGGUUACGGGUACUCACUGCCAAACAUCUGCUUCCUCCCCUCCAUUCGAAGCUCUUCCUCUUAUCAACCGCUUAGGCCUUCAUAUGCCCGAUGAGCCUUUGCCCUCUCAUGGCAUAUCGAAACAAGAUGAGAGCCUGUUUUUGCGGAAAGCUGAUGCUGACCGUGAUAAUGAUAAUGGCGUAACCGUGGCUCUACAGAUAGGACCCCCCAUAACACCUAGUCUGGCUCCAGAGCUAAGAAAAGAGGAAACCACCGUGGAUGUGGCCGAUGCCAUCAAGUGUCACUUGGACAAGCUAAGCCAGGGUCACCACUGGAUCCCUACUCCUAAGCAGAUUCUGGCUGGUCCUCAACAAUUCUCAUGUCCUGUUUGCCACAAGACCUUCAACAGAUAUAACAACCUUCAGAUGCAUAUGUGGGGACAUGGAUCGGAGUACAGGAAAGGGCCCGAGUCGUUGAAAGGAACAAUAAGCACAAAAGCACGAGCACAAGAAAGAAAUGAUGGCGUGAUGCUGCAAAGGAUCCCAUGCUACUGCUGCGCACCUGGGUGCAAACACAACAUCCGACACCCGAGAGCAAGGCCACUCAAAGACUUCAGGACCCUUCAGACCCACUUCAAGAGAAGGCACGGCUAUGGAAGCAAGCCGUUCACCUGUCGAAAAUGCAGCAACAAGUCGUUCGCGGUCAAAGGUGAUUGGAGAACCCACGAGAAAAACUGUGGCAAGAUUUGGUACUGCGUCUGUGGCUCGGACUUCAAGCACAAGAGAUCCUUGAAUGACCAUGUUAGGGCCUUUGGCCUUGGCCACGCACCUUCAUUUACUUGACCUGCCUUAUGCCCUCUUAAUUUUUUCUCUAGAAACUUUAGGUUGAACAGUAAUCAAUUUCAAGAAGUGGCGCUGAUGUUUCAUAUAGACUUUUUGUCGGGCCUUAAUUCCUUUUGGCAAUCACAAUGUAAAUGAACAUCAGAAUUUUAAUGAUGCAGCCGACGUUCAGA
Messenger RNA from Syzygium oleosum, 3134 nucleotides. RefSeq names its product zinc finger protein WIP5-like. Gene Ontology annotation, cellular component: nucleus. The record is from RefSeq and is a predicted model, not a curated record. Gene Ontology annotation, biological process: regulation of gene expression; anatomical structure development. Gene Ontology annotation, molecular function: DNA-binding transcription factor activity. Lineage: Eukaryota; Viridiplantae; Streptophyta; Magnoliopsida; Myrtales; Myrtaceae. The transcript has 2 exons. Bases 2038 to 2964 code for a protein of 308 amino acids.